Messenger RNA from Galleria mellonella (greater wax moth), 5211 nucleotides. It is a transcript of the gene Hs3st-A, whose product is annotated as heparan sulfate glucosamine 3-O-sulfotransferase 5. Gene Ontology annotation, molecular function: [heparan sulfate]-glucosamine 3-sulfotransferase activity. NCBI's taxonomy places the organism in Eukaryota, Metazoa, Arthropoda, Insecta, Lepidoptera, Pyralidae. The transcript is spliced from 9 exons. The record is from RefSeq and is a predicted model, not a curated record. The coding region runs from base 506 to 1723 and encodes 405 amino acids.
UGCCGCGUAUAUCGACCGGCAAACGGGUCGCGGGUGCGCGCCGACUGGCUCAGUCUACACAGAGCCGCCGACCUCGUCCCGCGUCUCCACAGGCACACGAAUGACAGCCGUCGAUAUUCCAACAACAAAUCGUCGUUCCUCAUGCUAAUAAAAUAUAAAUCGACUAAGCAUACCCGAGCAUCGCAGUCUACAUAAACUGUACCGAGGUCAAACGUCGACCACGAGUGCUAAUAAGACAAAAGAUUUGUUGUGUCAUGUGAAAGUGCUAUGCUGGGUUGCAGUUCUUCAGGCGGCUGUUCAGACGGUGCUGGAGAAGUGUUUGAGGAUAUGUUAACAUGGUGCAUUUAAAGAUAUUUACAAACAACAAAACAGGAUUAUAUAUAUAUUUCUGUCUAUUCUAAUAAAGCAAUGACUGUGAUGUAGAGAUGCUAUUCGGAAGAAGCAAUGCCACGAAAGAAUUUAUUGUUUAAAAUGUGCUAGUCGAUUAUAAUUCGAUGGAAACCGCAUGGAGUCGCGUGCGCAGAUGAGUCAAUCGCUGCCCACCAAACACCACCGGCCUGAGGCAACCUACAGGAGUUGUUCGCAAUCUUUGCCACUCGAUAUUCUAUGGUUGCCCCGAUCGUCGUUCCGGCCGGCAGAGGGCGAGCUGGCGGACUGCGUGCUGGUGGUGGGGGUGUCGCGGCCCAAGCUCGCCGCGGCCCUCCUCUCCGUCACGCUGCUGUCGCUCUUCCUCACUUUUCAUGUGCUUUACGACAGCGCUCUCUAUAGUAUACAGGCGGCAAGCUUGGCAUCGGCCGCGAGCGAAAACCGUAAGAUCUUACAGAAUCAAGAAAGCCACAGUCGGACCAUUAAUCAUCCAAUGGCGCUAAGGAAAAGGCUACGUGCACCCCGCCAACCCCGGCCGGCACGCAGACUCCCUCAGGCAUUAAUAAUUGGUGUACGGAAAUGUGGUACUCGUGCUCUAUUGGAAAUGCUAUACCUCCAUCCGAUGGUCCAAAAAGCUUCAGGAGAAGUUCACUUUUUUGAUCGCGAUGAGAACUACGCAUUAGGAUUGGAAUGGUAUAGAAGCAAAAUGCCUUUAUCUUUUAAAGGACAGAUUACAAUUGAGAAGAGUCCGAGUUACUUUGUUACUCCUGAGGUACCAGAGCGAGUGCGAGCAAUGAAUUCUUCGGUUCGGUUGCUCCUGAUAGUCCGAGAACCAGUUACUCGGGCGAUUUCCGAUUACACGCAACUACGAAGUCGAGCCACUCCAUCAGCACCUGCACAACCAUUGGCUCCGGGUCAUCCAUUGCCUGAUGCUGCGAAGCCUUUCGAACAUUUAGCAAUUUCGCCAGAUGGUUCAAUAAACAUGGCAUAUAGACCAAUAGCAAUAUCUUUAUAUCACGCUUACCUUCAUCGAUGGCUAGAAGUAUUUCCAAGGGAGCAAAUUCUCGUGGUGAACGGUGAUUUAUUGAUUGAAGAUCCAGUACCACAAUUACGCCGUAUUGAGAAAUUUUUAGGAUUGGAGCACAAAAUAGGACGAAAGAACUUUUACUUCAAUGAAACCAAAGGUUUCUAUUGCUUACGAAAUGAUACCACGGACAAAUGUCUACGGGAAACUAAAGGACGUAAGCACCCAAGAGUAGAUCCAGCAGUCGUCACAAAAUUGAGAAAGUUCUUUAUCCAGCACAACCAGAGGUUCUAUGAUUUAGUUGGCGAGGAUCUCGGAUGGCCAGAAGACUAGUUUAUAAAUAAAUCCAUCUACUAAUCUGCAAUUGAUGGAGACACCCUAUCGUUGUGAUCAAAUACAUAUCAAUGUAAUAAUACACAUCAAUAAUACAUAUCACUAGUUAAUAAGUUUUUUAAAUCGUUUAUGUAUACAUCUAGCGUAAAUUAGAAUAGUACUUACACUUAAAUUUAUUUAUAACUGUGGUUUACAACCAUGUAGAAAAUUAUAAAAUUCGACGCAAAAUUUUAAUAUUCUAAAUUUAAAGUUUUGUUUUUUAUUUUGUAUCUUUAAUACGUAUAAUUUUUUUUUUUGCAAUUAAUGAAAGGGAACAAUAUUAUAAAUUUGAAAAAACCCAGUAAACUUAGACAUCUUGAAAGAAAAUUUCAAAAGUCAUUUUUAAUAAUCAUAAAUAUUUGUUAUUUAAUACAAGAUAAUGAUGAAAGUAUCUAGGUAUUUUGUUUCGAACCACUGAAAGGAAAUCUAUCUUAGCUAUUUUAAAUAUCUCGAUUUCGGAUAAUAUUCAUACUAUUUUGAAAACGUUUUAGUUGAUAUAGAUUUCAUGUACCAUGGAAUUAAGACUUAUAUUUUAUAAUUUAUUAUCUGAUCUUACAGGUAUUCUUCGAUAUAUCUCUUUUUUACCUACCUUUAUAGUCGUAACCUAUGAACACUUACUCGUUUCAGAAACUAAACUUUUCUCUAAGGUAGAACAUUCUGUUUGAUUGUUUAACAUAUUUUACAAAAUACCAAAAUAUUGUCUAAUUUUACUGGGUAACAAUCUAAAUAAUAAUUUUGAAAAUUAAUUUAAUUAUACGUCAUUAUCGUAGCUCUAUUUGUUUAUUCUAAACGUUGUUUGUAUUAGGAGUAAUUACCAGCAGUGAAUACGCACUGAUUUGAUAGACCGACCCACCGAAACCUUGAGCAAUAUAUUUUUAUAUAUACCUAAUUAAAUAUUAUGUGCAACUUUUAUAUUUAUACAAUGUUUAUUAUACAGAUUAAAAUAUUUUUACUGUUUAUGAUCAUUUCCGUUUUAAGAAAUAAUUAUUUAUAUAGGUGUAAAAAUCAGAAUUAUGUAUUAAAUAAUAAUUAAAUUCGACAAGAAUGAAUGUUGUACAAUUUUCGCUUUCUCUUUUUAGAUGUCGUGAUUUGAUCGUGCUGUGUGACAUAACGUGUAUAACUGUAUUUUGUUGUUAGUGUAUGUGAUUUUCUCGAGUCUUAGGCAAAAUAUUUCAUAUUGCAAACACAAAAUCUACAAUUGAAAAUAAAAUUAGUAUAGUUGUAUUAUUAUUGAAUUCGUCUCGUUUCUGUAGAACAAAAGUUGUAAGCUAUUAGUCUCCAAAUAAAUCUGUGUGUCUCUUAAAUAAUAUAUGACUGUAUACUUUUUCUAAAUCUUGUUCUCAAAACUUGUUGUAUGUGGUGGUAAAUGCAUAGGAAAUUAGUUUACACGCUGAUUCUAACGAUAAUUUUAAAACUUGGAGAGGUAUGAAUUCGACGCGGGUUUUAGAAGUAUUCUAUUUAAGUGUAACGUCCAAGACUGAAGAGUUAGUUGAUUAAGUCUAAGUAAUACCUAUUUAGCAUAAAAUGUCCAUAGGUAAUACGUAAAACAGCGGCAAUGUUGCAAGCCCUGAUAUAAAAGAUUAUCAAACAUUUUAAUUUGUUAAGAUCGAAAUCAUUUAAAUUCGAUAAGGAUAUCCUAGUAGAACGUUUGCUUCCAAAUCCAAAUUUCAAAGUCAACGAAUAUUUAUAAACAUGUUUUUAUAGAUCCAAAUAAAAUUUGCUACAUUUAUUGGGCGCUUCGCGGCAUUCCACUAAUGUGAUUGUAGCGACAUAUAGUCGUUACAUCUAAUUUAUUAAGAGCACCAAGCUGCUAGAAUUUGAUACAAGUUGUUCAAAUACAAACAAUCAUGAUUAAUUUAAAUAUAUCUAUUUUGCAUUCACUUUUAAUUUAAACCUGGACUAAAACCUCUUAAUAUAAUAUUCUUUUAUUAACUUAUGAUAUCAUUAUGUAGGUAGGUAAUUAUAAUAUAUAUAGUAUAAUACUUUUUAGAUAAAUACUAAGUAACAAAGAAAGAAAUACCGGGUAACUAGGUAACUAUUAAAACAUAUUUAAUGAUGCCGUAUUGAUUUUGACAUUUAUUAUGAACACGGAUGUUAUGUGAUUAAAUAUCCCUUAAUAACUGUUCCCAAAAAUAAAUCAUUACUAAAAUCAAAUUAUAUAAGCUUUGUGUAUGUUAAUUUGUUUGCUACGUUUAUAGUGCGAAAUGGGGUAGGUAAACAUUUGAUGUUUCUAGCGUCACUGCGCUCUAUUGUAAACUCUUACUAACAAACGAACAGUACAAAUAGAUACUAAUACAUACAUAUUAUUAAAAUUUGGGACUACUAAAACAAAAGAAUGGACUAUUUUAUAAUCAAUUAUUGAUAUAUAAUAGUCAGAUAUAUAAUCUGACUAUUGUAUCGAUAUUUACUGCGAUAUAUUACGACACCUAGAUUUUUUUAACUAUUUAUUCAAUUUACUUAUUCUAUACACAGUUCAGUUGUGUGUCAUAUCCAAAAAUCUCACAGGGUUUAUCUAUUUAUCAGCGAGUCUGGGGUUUUGAUACAUACAAUAAUUACUAUAUUGACAAGUAUAAUUUAUGUUAGAUAAAUUAAUUAUUUAUUGAAUGUAUGCCCUCAAGCAAGCGGUUUCUUUUAAUACAUUCUAAGACAGAGACAUAAAUUGACGUAGCCUAGUCAUAUACUAUCUCAAUUCAAAAUAUUUUUUAGAGAAGUGGAUAAAACGAAAAAACUUACCCCCUUAUACAUAAAAAUGUUUUAUAAACCUAUUUUAGUUGUUAAAGUAUUUUGUCCUUUCCUUUUACGCUAAAUUCUCAAUUUACAAGAUAGUGACAAAACAUUCUAACAGGAUAAAAAGGAUUGAAAAAGGUUUAAAUCUUAAUGAAGAGCAAUAAAUACUUUAAUUCGAGAGAGACAGAAAUAUAUUUAUUUUACAUUGACUAAAUAAUUUUUACAACUUGUAUCAAAAACAGGAAUAUCAAACAUAUCAAAACUUAAUAAAUCAUAUAGGUAAGUUUUAAUAAUUAAGUACCUAUUCUAAGUUAUUGAGUUACCAUUUGGAAAUAAGAAAAUUUAUUUAUUUAGAUCUAAUUCAAUAGUUAAUAGAUAAUUUUAAUCACUGUUAAAUGUUGUGCACGUUCAUAAUGAUAGUUAAAGUUUUAAUUAGGGCAAUAAUUUUUAUAGUAAUUAUUGUUUAUUUAGAUAAAUUAACAAUGUUAAUGAUACUUAUACUUUCCAAGAUGAAAAUGAAAUAUUUUGUUAUUUUGUGUACUGUUUUCCUUAAAUGUGUUAAUUAAUAACUAUAUUUCAUUAAUUUCAUGUUGAUAAUUUAAAAUUAUAUUUAGACUAUGCCAUUUUACGAAGUAUUACCUAAAUUUUAAUGUUACCUACAAUUCCUUGUAAAUAUAUCUUCUCAAAUUUCUUUCGAUAAGUUAAUUGUAUCUACAUCUUCA